UCUCCACUUUUUGUUAUUAGACCGUUGUAAAAUCAAGUUCUUUAAAUAAACAAAAGGAAAUCAUUCACAGGAAGCUGUGAAAGCAAUUAAAGAAACAGAACCGAGAAAAUCUGAUCACUCUUUCUCAAAAUCCAUCAACAAUGGAAGAACAGAACCCCACUGCUCAGUGUCUCUUGCACUCACUUGACCCCAUUUCUCUAAUCCUCUCUCAAAACUCAUUAGACUCUAACCAGCCAGUCCCUCUAAAACUGGCCACAGAUUGCUACAUCAUGGAGAGAGGCCCAAGGUACAGAGCAUAUGCAGAUUUAAGAGAAUCAAAGCUGAGAAUGAAGAGUUUAAGGCCAGAAGAAAGUGAAGAGUGUGAAUUUAGACAAACCCCAGUAAAGAAACAAGUUAAAUUCCAAGAGAAUUUAACUAUCACAAGAAAAGGGUACUCUAUUUUGGCUCAAUCAGUGCCUGAUUUCUCUGCUACUUUGAGGAAAGAGAACAGAAAACCGAGGCAAGAAUUGACUCCUCCAUCAAAGUCUACUUGGUCUAAGGUUAAUGGGAUAUUGACGAACUCGCGAGGAAGUAAAUCGGCUAAUGCAGGUGAUAAAAAGAAUGGUUUAAUGGCAAGAAAGAGCUAUGCAAGUCUUGAAGAAUUGAAAGGGUUGUCAAUGGCUGCAGCUACUGCUAUAAAUGGUGAAAGCAGAGGAAGGAGAGGUGGUAGAGGAAUUGGCAAGACUGUUUUGGGGUAUAGACAAUUCUGAUUCUGAUUCUGAUUCUUGAUGAUUCCACUACAUUUUAUGAUUUCUUAAUUUUUUUUUGUAUUUCUUUUUAUAAAAUUGGAAUUUGGUUUCAGUGAGAGGUUUCAUUAGUAUUACUGAUAUGAUUGAUUCUUUGAUUAGCAGGUGGAUUGGUUUUGGAGUGGUUUUGUAAAGCACUUGAUGUAAUCAUGUCCUUACAUAUGAUUAUUUUAUGUUCUGUGAUAAAUUCUUGCAAA
This is a messenger RNA of Ricinus communis (castor bean), 982 nucleotides long. RefSeq lists its product as uncharacterized. Bases 141 to 749 code for a protein of 202 amino acids. The record is from RefSeq and is a predicted model, not a curated record. The transcript has a single exon. Lineage: Eukaryota; Viridiplantae; Streptophyta; Magnoliopsida; Malpighiales; Euphorbiaceae.